GCAUAAACUUGUAAGGUCAGAAAUGGCUAUCCUUCUUCUUCCUCCUCCGACGACUAUCGUCUUCUCCAACUCAUCUUCUACACAAUUAAUCCUACGAAGUCCCAAGUUCACGCGGCGUGUGCGUUGCCGUAUCUCCGAUUCCUCAGAGGUUAAAUCAGAUGAAGGAGCUUCGAAACUGGAGUAUAAGCCAGGACCUCUCGACGAUUUCUUCAUGCAAUCGUUCCGGAACAAAUUGGUCGAGGAAGUCGGGUCGGAUUCAGAGAAACCCGGGUACGUUGGACUUAUUGAGCUGGUGAAGCUUCUCUUGUUGAAAGGUCGAACUAGGUCCGAGACAAGUGAUGCUGCGGUGCGAAUACUGAAAUCGUUGUUUCCUCCACUCAUUUUAGAGCUUUACAAGGUCCUCGUUGCUCCUAUAGCACAAGGCAAAUUAGCUGCAUUGAUGGUUGCGAGAGUAACUGUACUUACCUGUCAAUGGCUGAUGGGACCGUCCAAAGUAAAUGUCAUUGAUCUUCCUAAUGGAGAAUCUUGGGAUAGCGGGGUUUUCGUCGAGAGAUGUAAGUAUCUAGAAGAAAGCAAGUGUGUAGGAGUAUGCAUUAAUACAUGCAAACUACCAACUCAGACAUUCUUUAAGGACUACAUGGGAGUUCCUUUGGUGAUGGAACCAAACUUCAAAGAUUAUAGUUGCCAGUUUAAAUUUGGAGUAGCUCCACCGGAGGAUGAUAGCAAUGUUAAUGAACCAUGUUUUGAGACAUGCUCAAUCGCCAGCCGCCGGAAAUUAAAACCUGGGGAGUGUCCUAUGGCGUAAAUCGUCGUUUUUGUGUCCAUACACCGACAUUUUAUAUCGUGUAACUUGUGUAUAUCAACAUUCUAGAUUUGAUUCUAGUUAUGAUUGCGAAAGAAAACAUAAAUUUCUCUAAUAUGUCGAUAUAAAGCCUCUUACCCUAUGCAAAACUAUGGUCCUUGAUGGGUUUGUGAAGAUCAAGAUGGAGGACAAAUCUCUAAAGUCGAAAAGGAUCUACGAACACCAGCCACAAAGUAUCUCCUCGCUCCAUUUAGUGUUGAAGAUCAUCGUCACACAUCAUCAGAUAAACCAUCUUUCUUUUGAAAAAGAUUGUAUAGACCUGAUCAAGAUUUAGUCUGUACUUACUCAUUCA
Capsella rubella is the source of this 1154-nucleotide messenger RNA. RefSeq names its product beta-carotene isomerase D27, chloroplastic. The coding region runs from base 23 to 805 and encodes 260 amino acids. The record is from RefSeq and is a predicted model, not a curated record. The transcript is spliced from 8 exons. Gene Ontology annotation, molecular function: iron ion binding. NCBI's taxonomy places the organism in Eukaryota, Viridiplantae, Streptophyta, Magnoliopsida, Brassicales, Brassicaceae.